This is a messenger RNA of Lycium barbarum (goji berry), 908 nucleotides long. Its product is annotated as inactive protein RESTRICTED TEV MOVEMENT 2-like. The record is from RefSeq and is a predicted model, not a curated record. Bases 61 to 735 code for a protein of 224 amino acids. The transcript has 2 exons. Lineage: Eukaryota; Viridiplantae; Streptophyta; Magnoliopsida; Solanales; Solanaceae.
AACAAUAAAGAAAUCCUUAAAAGGAAAUAUUACAAAAUCCGCAAAAGAAGAAAAAGGAACAUGGAAAAUGGAUACAAAGAUAGCUGCAGCCGCUGUAGCGAUUCAAGAAUAUAUGAAGAUUUUGUGCCAUCAUCAGAAGUGGUUCAUGGAAAAGACUAUGACACUCUUCUCCUUAAUCUUCCAGGUUUCAAGAAAGAAGAGGUGAAGGUUCAACUGUGCAAGAGUACAGGAAUUCUGAAGAUUAGUGGACAAAGACCAGUCAAUAAAUUCUUGAGCUUUCAGAAGGAAAUUCCAGUUUCAACAAAUUGUGACAAAAGUAAAAUUAGUGCAGCACUUGUAAAUGGAAUUCUUUAUAUUAAACAUCCAAAACAUAUAAUAAGGAGUUCAUCAGAAAAAAAAGAUAAGGAAUUGCCACCCUCAACUAGUGAACCAGAGCAGGAUCACAAAACACAAGAAAUGAACACUUCAAGAAAUGAAAUUAAUGAGGAGGAGAAUGCUGAGAAUAUCCCUGCUAAAGAAGAAGCCAAAGAAGAACCAAAGACCAGAAAAAAAACACAAGUUAAACCACACGAUCAAUCGGUAAAAGAUAACACAAUGCGAACUACUAGUGAUUUAUUUGAAAAGCUAAAGGGGUCAAGGCAAGUCAUAAACAUAUCCUUGGCUGCUCUGGUGGUUCUUGGUAUCGGCCGCUAUGUUAUCAAUGUGAUGAGCUCUCCCAAGAAAGCUCAAGAAUGAGACUAGCUAGCUUGUCUUCUUGCAAUACAAAUUUGAAAGUUGGGAAAUGUGCAUUUCCUCUGCUGUGAUUGUAAAUAAAAGUUAUAAAAGGUUUAUUCUAAAAUGUAAUCAAUGAAUUUGUUAUUUAUCAAAACAAAGAUUAGCAUUUGAGUAAAGCUGGCAUUAGUGCUAAU